Messenger RNA from Astyanax mexicanus (Mexican tetra), 837 nucleotides. It is a transcript of the gene avpi1, whose product is annotated as arginine vasopressin induced 1. Lineage: Eukaryota; Metazoa; Chordata; Actinopteri; Characiformes; Acestrorhamphidae. Bases 169 to 780 code for a protein of 203 amino acids. The transcript has 3 exons. The record is from RefSeq and is a predicted model, not a curated record.
ACUAUUUUUUUCACGCAUGAUCUGUUGUCACCGGUGAAGCAGAGAGGCUUUGGUCGCGCGAAUCUCGCUACGUUUAGCGGUUUAGAGGAGAAUAGAGGCGUUUAUCGAUGAAACCGAGGAGUUAGAGAGGAUUAUAAUCCGUGUGGAGGACGGGAAGAGCUGCUGUAGAUGGAGGAAGUGGCAGCUGCCCCCCCGGCCCUGCCCGGCCCGUCCCAGCCCACGUUCUGCCGGCCCGCGGCCUCCGAGCGCCGCAGCCGCAAGUCUGGCUCCGCCAACAUCUUCCAGGGCGUGAAUCUGCGCCAGCUGCGGCGCCUGUUCCGGUCAGCCGGGGAACCGGACGCUGAGCAGCGAGCGCGAAUGGUGUGGGGCGACUGGACAGCGGGGGCAGCUGAGGGGGAGGACGGCGGGCAGGACGAAGAGGAGGGGGAAGAUGAAGAUAGGCUGGCGCAGGCACUGGUGGGAUUGAGGGUCCGAGCCAGAAACCGCAGCGGAAUCCGGGCAGAACCUCAUCGCAGCGACGGCGUCUCCGCCACCAGAGGGGUUCGGGCAUUUGGACACUCCAGAUUUAGUGAGCGGUCUCCAGGACAGUCGUCUGAAGCUGCCGCUGAUGAAGAUGAUGCUGCCGCUGCAGGAGCCUGUGGUGGGCAGGAUCCCGUCACCGCUGGGUCAUGUGACUCAGGGGACGUCCUGUAUGAAGAAGAGGAGGUUCGAGGAUCUUGGAGUCGGAGUGGUGCUGUGGAGAAGGAUCCAGAACGCUACCUCCACCGUAUACGGCACUGACGGAGGAGCCGGAACACUGCGGGAUUAUCAGAGAGACCGAGAGAGAGAGAGAGCGGG